This is a messenger RNA of Neopelma chrysocephalum (saffron-crested tyrant-manakin), 1570 nucleotides long. RefSeq names its product chromosome unknown C9orf64 homolog (gene QNG1). The coding region runs from base 89 to 1114 and encodes 341 amino acids. The transcript is spliced from 4 exons. NCBI's taxonomy places the organism in Eukaryota, Metazoa, Chordata, Aves, Passeriformes, Pipridae. The record is from RefSeq and is a predicted model, not a curated record.
GUGGGGAGUGGAGCGGGGCCGGGAGCUGGGUAAACCCGAGCAGCUUUGGCGGGUCUGGGUUGGGUAGCGUGCGCGUGUCCUGCCUAGCAUGGAGGGUUUCCCGUCCCCCCUGGAGUCUGCCAAGUUCAUCGCCGACCACAGCAAAGAUGUCUCCGUGGACGAGGAGGGGGUGCGGCGGGUGGCGGAGAACCUGUUUGACAAAGCCUCGGCCGUGGAGUUCGGGCUGCCGGGGUGGAAGAGUCUCCACGAGCUGAACCCCCGGGCCGCCGACAAGGAGGCGGUGGACUGGGUGUUCUUGGUAGACACUCUCAACUUCUCCUUCUGGUCCGAGCAAGAGGAGCAGAAGUACCUGGUGAAGUACAGGGAUAAAAUCUACAGCGGCUACUGGUCCCUCUGCGCCGCCGUCAACAGGGCCCUGGACGAGGGAAUACCUAUCACCAGUGCAUCAUAUUUUGCCACCAUGACGCUCGAACAACUGAGGCAUGUAUUUCGCUCUGACACAGAAGUGCCUAUACCUUUGAUUGAAGAAAGACAUCGGGUGCUGAACGAAAGUGGAAUAGUUCUGUUAGAAAAGUUUGGAGGAUCUUUCCUUACCUGUGUUAAAAUGAGUGAGAAGAGUGCUCAGAAACUACUACAUCUUGUACUGGAAAAUUUUCCUUCUUACAGAGAUGAAGCUGUAUUUGAGAAAAAGAAGGUGUCUUUCUACAAACGAGCACAAAUACUUGUGGCUGAUACAUGGAGUGUAUUAGAAGGCAAAGGAGAUGGCUUUUUUGAUGAUAUUUCUAGUCUAACGAUAUUUGCAGACUACAGAAUUCCUCAAGUUCUUGUUCACUUAAAAGCAAUGAAGUAUUCUGAAGAAUUAAUGAAGAAACUACGUGAAGGAACAAUUUUCCAAUCUGGAGACAAAGAGGAAGUAGAGAUCCGUGGCUGUUCUAUUUGGUGUUGUGCGUUGAUUUGCAAGCACCUGCAGGAGCUCUAUCAGAAGAAGGGUCAGGACAUGCGUGAAAAGAUCAAUGCAGUUUUACUCGAUUAUUAUCUUUGGGACUAUGCCAGGGAUCACAGGGAAGACAUGAAAGAUAUUCCGUUUCACCGAGUUCGGUGUAUAUAUUACUAAAUUCAGUCUGAUAGCUGUUGUAUUGUUGCAUUAUCUUUUGAACUGCAGCUUUGCUUUUCAUACAGUGGUUUGUCAUGCACUAAUUUGGAGCUGGUUAAAUCAAAUGUUUGUUUUCUGGUGAUGUAUUAACAACUUGCUUUUUUUUCCCCUUCCUUUCUUUUUUUUUCCCUUUCCUCUUAAUCUUUUGCUUGUCCUGACUGGAAUUAACAGUGUAAACUUUGCCAGACAGCCCAUGUUAAUGCAGGGUUUAUUAGUCCUCCUUCAAGCUCUGUAUCUGUGUAUGUACCUGCCCAUGUGUGCAUAUCUCACGGUCCACCUCGCCUCCCCAUGGCUGGCGCCUAAUGCUGGUCCAUCCCCUCUCACACCGGUGCGGAGGUAGCAGGUGCUCGGCACACGUUCAGAGGUGAGAGCGGAACUGGUCCAUUCAUCCAGUAAACACUGCGGUGACACGUGGCA